AUGCGACCUUGCGGCCCUCUGCCGCCGCCGGUAGUCUACGCCACCCUGGACGAACUUUCAGCCACAGUCGAUGCCCACGCAGCCAAAAACGGCUACAAGAUUGUCAAGAACGGUAUCAACAGCGGUCGAGCCCGUUUCCGAUGUGCCAAGGGCCGCAAAUGGGCAUCCAAGGCCAAACCCGAAAAUGUCUCCCACAACCACGGCUGGAACGACACCACAGCUUUUGCGCAGAAUGGAGCCCAGGCUCUGAAGCCUCAUCACGAGAAGAUCAUUGAGCUUGCGAAUAGCGGCAUUCGGCCUGCUCAGAUCCUGUCAGCGAUCCAAGCCGACGAGAUUGGUGUGUUUGGCAAAGACAUCCACAACCUCAUCCAACAACACCGUCGUGAUGAGCUCCACGGUCGAUCACCUCUCCAGACCUUGUACGAAGAUUUCCUUGUCUCCAGCGACAGCGAGUUUGAGUACCAGGAUGCUCGCGAUGCCGAAGGCCACGUCACAUCUCUCACCAUUGCACCCAAGAGUGGCCUUGAGCUACGCUCGAAGAAUCCCCAUCUUCUGCUCUUCGAUUCAACGUACAAGACCAAUUACCACAGCAUGCCCAUGUUCAACGGCUGUGGCGUCACGCAAGAGAACAAGACAUUCAACUGGGCGGUCAUCUUCGUGAGUGGCGAGAAGGAGUCAGACUACAAGGGCGCCCUCGAGUCAGCGAUGAGGAUACUUCAGAAGUACGAUAUUCCUGAUUCAGGAUGUAUUGUAUCAGACCGAGAGCUUGCCCUACUGAAGGCCUUGAGCAAGAGCAGCUGGGGGAUGAUCCCGCAUCUUUUGUGCAAGUGGCAUGUCAACAUGAAUGUACUUGCCAAGACUCGACAAUUCUUCCCUGCCGCGACCCGAGAGAAUGGCGUGUAUAAACGCCAUCCCAAGUUCAAGGAGUUUCUUCAGGAGUGGAGCAGCCUUCUUGCUGCAAGUACUCCUGAAGUGUACGAAAGCCUCGUCACCAGGUUUCAAGACCCUAGCCGCCACCCAGAGCAGGCUAUCAAGUAUGCCCUCAAUACCUGGCUAACUCCAUGGAAGAAGAACCAGCGUAGCGCCCUUGACAUCAACACGGCUCAGAGUACCAACAAGACGAGAACGGACAUCAACCAGGCCGUGUUCAGCUGGAUUCGUGGCCAGGUCUCAGUUCACGCUCUUGAGCUACUGAGUAGAGAGAUCUCGGCUUUGCCAGCACGGAAUGAGCCACUCAAGGAUACCUGUGGCCCUUGUCCUCUGAGUACAACUCAUGGGCCCCCCUGCCGUCAUGUCUUGUACAGUCACUUGACUAGCCACGGCCCCCUUGAGAUGACUCAAAUACAUCAGCAUUGGUGGAACUAUCAGAGCUGGACGGGAAGUGAGGAGAGCCAAGUUCCACUUCCUCUGAAUCCUUUAAAGGUCAAGGGUAAGGGCCGCCCAGUUGGAGCCAUCGCUACUCACAAGAAGGGUGAGGGUGCCAAUGGUACGAAGAGGCUGCCAUCUGCAUUCGAAAUUGAACAGGCUGAGGAGCAGGCAACUGCUGUGCCCCCGUCAACAGCACCAGCCGUGAUGCAGAGCAAGGGCCGGAAGCGGAAGCAGGCGGCUGUUAUCCCGGACGCGGAGGAAGUCACAACGACAUCAGAGAACGGGGGAAAUACAGCUGAGCCGAAGGUCACAAGUACAGAGCUUGGUCUACGGCGGAUCGAGCAGCACGGCGAAGAUACGUAUAAGCCAGGGACAGCUGCUCCGCGGGCGUACCAACGGGUGAUUGCAGGCCUUGAAUAUGUGGAUCCUGAAGUUGAAGAUCUACAUGACGCAAUCCUCGCCGACGCGGAUACUGCGAAAGCAGCCGAUGCAGAGGAUGACGGUUUAAUCCUGCUCGACGCGUCUAUCGCAACUACCCCGGUCCCUGCAAUGACUGUUCGCGAGAACUGGGUUCAUCGGCUUCUUGAUCGGCAUCCCCAUUUGAAGACGAAGUAUUCAAGAAAGUAUGACUAUCAGCGAGCCUUAUGCGAAGACCCAGAGAAGAUUUCAGCGUGGUUUGCACGGGUGCAAAAGACGAUCAACGAGUACGGAGUCCUCGACGUGGAUAUCUACAACUUUGACGAGGCCGGCUUCCAGAUGGGUGUUGCAAGUACAUCUAAUGUGGUUACUCGGUCUGACCGACGGAACCGACCUGUUGUUAUUCAGUCAGGAAACCGAGAGUGGACGACAGUCAUUGAAUGCAUCAACGCAACUGGUUGGGCACUUGAUCCAUUGAUUAUCUUCGAAGGGAAAGUCAACAUUUCAACGUGGUACGAAGACUCACUCUUGCCGAAGACAUGGCGGAUUGGUGUUAGCGAUAACGGCUGGACAACCAAUGAGCUUACCUUCGAGUGGCUUCGAGAAGUCUUCGAGCCACAAACUCGAAAACGGACUGUUGGUCAAUAUCGGCUUCUUAUUCUCGAUGGUCAUGGAAGUCUCCUUUGCGUUGUGAGGAAUUGCGGAGCUUUUUUGGACCUUUUCCAACAAGCGGAUAAGCCUUGCUCCACAGCUGCGCCCCACUUCCCGCAGCACCCCACACCGUCGCGCACCAUCUCCCAACGCAGCAGCUACCAACGAUCUAGCUGUCGCGCAAAGCGACCUGUCGCUUUCUUGGCUGUUGUGUGUGUAACGCUUCGCAUCCUCUUUUGGCUUCAGCGUAUGCCCGUUAUGGCCGGGUUUCGCUGUUUCAAUGGAGGGCGCUGCGUUGCCGGCAGCGCCGAAGGUGUGCCGGCGCUGUCGCGUCGAGAAAAAUAUCGACCAGUUUUACGAUCGUCGUGGCAAUGGCAGGCUUGUGUUAAACUGCCUGGAGUGCCGGGAUCGGCUUGCGGGAGCUCUGCAUCGACGGCCGCCAUCUCAGCUAUGAGCGCGAUCGGACGUGGUGAGAGCGCUGCCCUCUCUCUGCCCGACCCAGUACAUCUUGCACCGCGGCAAAACCUCACCCACCGGGUACUUGCCAGUAUGUACCAUGAGGGUGGACGUCUGGAUACGGACACGCCGGAGAUGGCGGCUGCUCGCGGCCAGAUUUCAGCCAUCCAGCGACAGCAUCGCGUCCAGCGCCGUCAGGGCGAAGAGCCCUCCCAGACCCCCACCAUGAGUGGUCUGCUUCGUCAACAACAACCGGCGAAUGCCGAGGAUGGCCCCGCCUCUGCCCAGCAGAGGGAUGAUGCACCGAGCGCCGUGAGAGACGACGAGGACAAUCCGCAGGCCACCCAACCACAGCUCCCCCGCGUUGGGCGGAUUCCUGCACGCCAUCGUCCCCCUCCCAGUUCCCCGCCACGGUCUCAUGGUCGUCAGCGUGGACGGCCACGACUUUCACGCAACCUGGUUGGCCGACCUCGUGGUCAUCGCUCCGCUGCGGUACCCCCCCGCGACGAGUCUCCACCCCGCCAAUUCGACGAACCGGGCCCCCGAUUCACAGGCGGCGACCAGGAGACGCCACUUUUGGCCGAAGACAUUGCAGUUAAGAGAGAGUUAGACGAGGCACUUGCUGCAGAGACGAUGCAGCGAUGCCUUCAGAACAAGCUUGAUUUUGGUGCCGUCCCACCCGAGUUGCCCCAACUAGAGCCGCUGGAGGAGCUUUGCAUUGCGCGUGUGCACGUCAGCGUCAAUGUCUUCACGGUAUACGAUGCUUCGCUGCGAGAGAGUGUACUAGCUAAUCAGCGUCAGGUUCGUGGGCAGCAAUACAAGUAUCGCGGGCAUGUUGUACACUUUUUGCGCGACGUGGGCAAGGUGUACUCAGAGCUUCCCUUGCUGCCCAAGGAUUUGGACAUUGUCAUCCUCCGACCGCGUGGAUCCGAAGCGGUCGAACAGAUGGAUCGACAAUUCCGCAACCGCUUCCGAGUCCGCCGAGCAGCAGUCGAGACAUGGCUCAGAUUCCUCGCCGACAACCACCUUGGCUACAGAAAUUUCACCUGCAACUACGACCUCUCCCAGUUGCCAGAGGACGGUGACGUCUUUGACCAGCUGAAUAUCCACGAGGUCGCCGAGUCUGGAGGUUUGCCUGCAGAUUCUGGCCCUGUUGAAGAACCGGAAGAGGACAGAGAGGUUGUUGACGAAGCCGCAGUGCCCAAUAUGCUAAUCCAUGGUUCGGAAUUGAACCAGCUUCAAGGGCGAGUCAAUGAUAGGGCUACUGAGGUCAAUGAGCAAGUGCCCCUAGAGUCAGUCGACCCCCAGGCUGCUCACCAGCUGCAGAUGCCUUCCAUCCGGCGCACUCCCCUCGAUGAGUUCAACCAAAAGCAUGCGCUGCUCUCUCUCGCCUGCCCGACCCUGUUCCCUCGGGGAGUUGCGGAUUUUGAUGGCCGAUUUGCCAAACACCACAGCUUCCGAUUUAUCGCGCUAAACACUCUGAUGAGGCAGCAGGCGAGGGGUCAUAGCCGAUUCUACGUCAGCAAGAACCACCGAACGCCUCUUACGAAGGAGGCGCUGCAGGAGGCGCUUGCCGAUCCGGACACGCCAGAGGCCCAGGCCAUCCUCAACCGGAUCUCUCGCUAUGCUGGUGUCAUCAAAGACACACGCCCCUUUUGGUACCGCCGACGUCGCGAGUGCAAGUCUUUUGCGCACUGUCUUGGUGUCCCCUCUGCUUUCAUCACACUGAGCCCAGCCGACCUGCACUGGCAGAGCCUCUACCAGCACAUGCCCGAGUACGAGGAGUGGAAGGCGCUUGAUGAACCGAGACGCAUGGCCAAGUCCCGCCGGCUGUUGCGGGAGAACCCGCAUAUCGCGGCCUGGCACUUCCACUCGCGGAACUCGCUUUGCAGGAAGAUUGUGCUGAAGAAAAAGUUCAAUGUGCCCGACUUUUGGUACCGGUACGAGUGGCAAGGCCGCGGCAGUAGUCAUUCUCAUGGGCUCUACUGGUUCCAUGGGAGCCCUGCUCCUGAUAUGGCAACCCCCGAGGCGAGAGAGCGCUUCGCAAGGAUCUGGGGAUAUCACGUUACAGCAGUCAGUCCGCAGCAAGAGCAGGGCGCUGACGAGGGUAACCCUCUGUCUGUUGACCCUCUGGAGACGCCCGUUACCUGGGAGUGGCUGAACAGAAUCGUCAACCGCUGUCAGCGACACCAUUGCUCGUCGACCUACUGUCUGCGGGUGACGAAGGAAGAUGCCCAACGGGCCAGAGAGGCGGCCGGGGAGAUUGUCGGUGAAGAACGGCCGGCGCCAGAGCCCACGUGUCGGUUUCUCUUCCCCCGGCCUGUACGGGGGGCGGCCGAGGUCAUCGAGAUGGCCGGAAAGGGCUGGUGGUCGUUCGAAGCCGAGCGCAACGAUACCCACCUGAACCAGUACAACCCACUUCUCUCUCUUUGCUGGCUGGCCAAUACGGACUGCUCACCCUGCACGAGUGCGGAGGCUGUUAUCAACCAUGCUGCGAAGUAUUGCAGCAAGUCCGAGACCCAGACCAGCACAUAUGCGCAGAUUGCCCAGAGUAUCCUUCCCCACAUAUCAGACAACAACCCGAUGAUUUCUUUUGUGUCAAAGAUGAUGAAUAAACUAAUCGGAGAGAGGGACUACUCUGCGCAGGAGAUCUGUCAUAUCCUCCUGGGACUCCCUCUGCAAGAGGACAGCCGAGUGGUGCAGAGCGUUGACUGUAGGCCCCGCGAGAGACACGCUCGUGCAAUUGACAUCACGGCGGAUGGCGAUAUUGAAGAGUCUCGGACAGUCUACGAGAAGUAUCUCCGACGGCCCGAUCAUAUGGAGGAUGUCUCCUACUUCGAGUUCCUACAAAAUUGGAAUUUCAAGGCGCGGAAUCCGGUGAGAUGGGCGAUUUGGCAGGCUCCCGCACUGCCCAGGGUGUUGUACUAUUACCCCCGGUACAAGCCAGUUCGCUCACAUCAGCAGUACUCCGACUUCUGCCGGGUCAAGCUGCUGCUCAGCCAUCCCCACCGCCAGACGGAAGAUCUGUCCCAGGUUGAUGAUCGACAGUUCGACAACCACGCAUCUGCCUAUCGCUACUGCCUUGAGCAUCACGACCACCCGGACGACCACUACGGCACGGUUGACGAGCCUGAUCCGUCUCCAGAUGAGGAGGAGUUUGAGCCAAAGGGGGACGCCGGGGACAUUACCCUUGAGGACUGGCAGGAGGUAGCGCGGUUGGUCCCCGACAUUGAGCUUCCCGAUGAACGGGCCGACUUGCUUGGCCGCCGAGACCUGGAUGCGCAGCUUCGCGGAGAGACUCCAGGCAAUUACGACGUGGAAGAUAUGCCUCUCACAGCCCGUGAUACGGUGAACACGCAGCAGCGUCAGGUAUACGACACGAUCAUGCGCCACUUCAGGGCGAAGAACGAGAACCGUCGGCCUCCGCCCCUCCGGCUGCAGAUCGAUGGAGAAGGUGGGACUGGCAAGUCGUAUAUGGUGAAGGUGAUAUCUUCUCACCUUCAGGCUAAGGCGGCUUCCUAUGGCCGACCCUCCCCCGUCGUUAGAGCAGCUUCGACGGGCGUGGCGAGCAACCAGAUCGGGGGACAGACUUUGCAUUCCCUGCUGCGGCUCCCCGUCGACGGCAAUUACCGCUCGCUCUCCGAGACCCCGACGACCCUCAACGCCUUGCAGCGGCGGUUCAGGGGCAUCCACUACCUCGUGAUUGACGAGAAGAGCAUGCUCGGCCUCAAGACCCUCGCGUGGAUCGACCAGCACCUACGAGAGGUGUUCCCGGAGAAUCGCGACGAGUUCUUCGGCGGCCUUAGCGUCAUCCUGAUCGGGGACUUCUUCCAGCUUCCCCCUGUUCUGAACAAGCCGCUGUACUCAACGCGCGACGACCUGAAGGAUAUCGAGAUGGUCGGGCGCAACGCGUACCUCUCGUUCGACAAGUCCGUGUUCCUGACCACAAUACAGCGGCAGCAGGGCGAAGACCAGGCUCCUUUCCGGCGGGCCUUGGAAGAACUGCGAAAGGCUGAUGUGUCGGUACCCUCCUGGGAGCUCCUCGCUUCGAGAUGCUCUGUCAAGCUCUCUCCCGAGGAGGUUGACAGCUUUGCCGAUGCGCUUCGCAUCUAUCCCACCAAGGCCCAGGUCGUCGAGUACAACCACCAACACAUGCUUGGCCUGGACAGCCCCGCCAUUCAGGUCGAGGCAAAGCAUGAGGGUGUUGGUGCGGAGAAGGUUGAAUCCUCAAAUGCCGGCAACUUGGCCAAGCGCUUGCCCUUGUGUGUUGAUUGCAGGGUGAUACUAACGCGGAAUUUGUGGGCCGACGUCGGGCUCGUCAACGGCGCACAGGGGACAGUCUACGACAUAUCCUGGAAAGAAGGUGCCGGGGUGCUGCGAGACCCGCCCGAGGUCAUCAUGGUGGCCUUCGAUGACUACGGCGGCCCGGCCUUCACGAUGCCGAACGGGAGCCGCUCCGUAGGCAUCACCCUGGACAAGGUCGUCUGCGAUAUCUCUGCGCCAGAGUUUGCUUCUGGCCUCUCCUACGUGGCCGUCUCGCGGGUGAAGACACUCGGCGGGCUGAUGUUUGAGCGGCCCUUGGACCACAGCAGGAUCUACCGCGAGACGCCAUCACGAGCUAUGGGGGUGGAAGGUGAGGAGCUCCGUAUAGAUGGAGAGGGUGAAGUGCUUCUUAUCAGUACACCACCUCCACGACAACUACCAGGGAAAUCGUAUUAA
Messenger RNA from Chaetomium globosum CBS 148.51, 7611 nucleotides. RefSeq lists its product as uncharacterized. Gene Ontology annotation, biological process: telomere maintenance; DNA repair. NCBI's taxonomy places the organism in Eukaryota, Fungi, Ascomycota, Sordariomycetes, Sordariales, Chaetomiaceae. The coding region runs from base 1 to 7611 and encodes 2536 amino acids. The record is from RefSeq and is a predicted model, not a curated record. Gene Ontology annotation, molecular function: DNA helicase activity; nucleic acid binding. The transcript has 10 exons.